CAUCCAGAGGAUCGAGUGCAAGUGAGAUUCUCACAUCAAGCUGGUUUUCAGGACCUGAGUUCUUACAGAAAAGGGAGAUACCUCCAGCUACAGAUGUUUGCACAGAAAUACAGAUUGGAGAUCCCGAAGUCAAGAGGAUGCAAAGUCUAAAAACACAGACACAGGAACAGUUAAGUCUCUCAGACCGCUUGUCAAAGUUCUCUUCAUGGUCGAAGGCAAUCCAGGCUGUAGCUCGUCUCAUUCGUCGUGUUAGGAAGGACAAGUCGACAGACCACAGCACUGUACAAGAACGAAAAGAUGCACAAUGCGUCAUCAUAAGAGACUUGCAGAGACAAAUGUAUCCUGAAGAGAUAAAGUUGCUCAGUAAGGUAGCUCAACUUCCUUCUCAGAGUAAACUGUUUCAGAUGGAUGCCUUUCUCGAUCAGGAUGGACUUCUUAAGGUGGGAGGAAGACUGAAAAAUGCAUCACUCCCUACCUCACUGAAGCAUCCAGUCAUUAUGCCGAAAAAUCAUCACAUCACUAAGGCAAUAAUUGCUCAUUGUCAUGAGAAAGUGCAGCAUCAGGGAAAAGGUUUAACUAUUAAUGAAAUUAGAUCAAAUGGAUUCUGGAUUCCAGGAAUCAACAGAGCCGUGGCAACGCAUUUACAUCAAUGUGUUACAUGUCGGAAACUCAGAAGGUUCACUGAGGAACAACGUAUGGCGGAUUUGCCAUCUGAGCGUGUGGAUCCAUCGCCACCUUUCACCUAUUGUGGGAUGGACUGUUUUGGUCCGUUUGACACCAAACAAGGACGCAAGGUACACAAGAGAUACGGCUUGCUUUUCACCUGUCUUUGCUGUCGAGCUAUCCACAUUGAAAUGUUGGACGACAUGUCGACGGACGCUUUCAUAAACGGACUCCGUUGUUUCAUUGCCAUAAGAGGAGCAGUACGCGACAUAAAGUGCGACCAAGGAACGAACUUCGUUGGAGCAAGAAAUGAACUGAAUGAAGCUCUCAAGCAAGUGGAUGUUAACCGCCUAACUACGUUUUUGGCUGAGAAACAAUGUGACUUUAGUAUGAACGCUCCUCAUGCAAGCCAUGCUGGAGGUGUAUGGGAGAGACAGAUCAGAACAGUUAGGAAUAUUCUUCGUUUCACUCUCUCAUCUUCUUCAGGCAGGCUGGACGAUGCCUCUUUACGGACAUUCUUUUAUGAGGCAGCAGCUAUUGUAAACAGUCGUCCACUCACAGUUGACAGCUUAAAUGAUCCAGACAGUCCAGAGCCACUAACACCUAAUCACCUGCUCACCAUGAAACCCACUGCCGCCUUACCACCUCCUGGCAAAUUUAUCAGAGAGGAUCUGUAUGCUCGCAAGAGGUGGCGUCGUGUACAGUAUUUGGCCGAGCAGUUCUGGGGUCGGUGGAGAAGAGAGUAUGUCUACAAUAUUGCCACAAGACAACGCUGGCAUAAUCCAAGGAGAAACCUCAAGGUUGGCGACAUUGUGAUGGAAAGGACGGAGGAUUUGCCUCGCAACGAGUGGAAAUUGUCUAAAGUUGUAGAGACAGUAACUGAUAAAGAUGGACUAGUGAGGAGAGUAAGGAUUCGUGUUGGAGAUCAGAAGAUGGAAAAGGAUGGACUUCGUUCAGGCAAGCCAUCCAUUGUUGAACGUCCAGUACAGAAGCUGGUCCUACUUCUAGAGAAUGAUUAAUCUUUACCUUCAUUCCUCAGCCUUGUUCUUAGCAGUAUGAAGAUGUUUAAGGGACAUUUUUGACCCAAGUAUUUAAGAUUAAGGGUUACACGGUUCAGAAAUCAUUCAUGUUUUACAUCCCAUAAUUGAUGAAAACCAGUAAUGAUUUGGUGGGAGUGUAGAUUACCUUUAAUGUAAUCUAAUUUGUUGUUCUUUUUCCUGUGUAAUUUGUGUUGUAAAAUAACGAGGCUAGAUUAAGAUUUCGUUAUGGUUGAACGAAGCGUUUUAUUUUGAAGGGCUUUCGUGAGAUCUCAGGACUUCCGGGUUAUCGGAGUACUUCCGGUUUUUCGGAGUUGUAGAGAAAGUUAAAAGGAAACGGUCUACAUAUUAAAGUAUUAAACGUUUAUUUAAAGAUAUUAGCUCCUGGCUAAAAGGGCACAAGCUCUUACGGUGAGUUCAUGUAAUACCUACAUUGACCGUUGGAAUAAAGGGAUAUGAACCAUCAGUAAAAGAGUCCGACCAUCUAUUAGCCGGGGACG
Fundulus heteroclitus (mummichog) is the source of this 2200-nucleotide messenger RNA. RefSeq lists its product as uncharacterized. Gene Ontology annotation, molecular function: nucleic acid binding. The record is from RefSeq and is a predicted model, not a curated record. The coding region runs from base 138 to 1682 and encodes 514 amino acids. Gene Ontology annotation, biological process: DNA integration. Lineage: Eukaryota; Metazoa; Chordata; Actinopteri; Cyprinodontiformes; Fundulidae. The transcript is spliced from 2 exons.